Molecule: messenger RNA, 1173 nt
Organism: Neospora caninum
Lineage: Eukaryota; Apicomplexa; Conoidasida; Eucoccidiorida; Sarcocystidae
Product: srs domain-containing protein
Exons: 1
Coding region: 1-1173 (390 amino acids)
Cellular component (GO): membrane
Source: RefSeq, a predicted model, not a curated record
AUGGCCACGAUCGGCAAAACGCUUCAGCGGCGUCGAGGGUCGAACCCGGUAGACCGCACGUGGAUGGCAGCGUGCAUGAGUGGAAUUUUGUUGUUUUGCAGCGGGGAGCUCGUUGCAGCUGAGCUUAGUGAAGGUCUUCAACACCGGCUUUUGGCAACUGGGUUCACGACUGUUGCGCCCACAUUCCAGGAUGCGGUCUCCACUUGCGAUUUAACAACCGAAGGAGAAGUUGGCGCCGCCGGGGCAGCUGCUGCCUCGCUGACGCUGUCACAAUCAAGUCUCACCGCUACGUUGGUAUGUAAGGCAGAAACGAUCACGAUGAUACCAGCAACCCUGCUAAAUAUUUGUGAUCCCAAACAAAACGCGGACCCAGGAAAAUGCGUCUUUGACAGCAGCAACUCGGCCGGCAAAGAAGUCAAGCUGAAAGACUUGCUCGGAACAGACCGCGAGGUUAAAUGGAAACAGAUCCAAGACCAAGCGAGGGGCGAUCCCCAGACACAAACAUGGACAUUGCAGCUGGAGGAUCCAGACCUUCCUUUGUCUGACAAGAGCUUUCUUGUUGGGUGUCAAGACUCCACUUCCUUUCUGAAGACCAAAGGCACGAAGGUGUGCAAGGUCCCGGUGAAUGUCGAAGCAAGAGCUUCUUCUGUUGGGGAUAGGAACGUCGUCACCUGCGCGUACGGCAAAAACAGCAACCCAGUGCCCCUGAAGGUUGAGAUGACAACAGAAAACAACACCCUCACUCUUCAGUGUGGUUCCGAGGGUAUUCUUCAUCCGACUACAUAUGCAACUCACUAUUGCGACCCUGAGGCCGCAAACUUUCAGGAGUGCAACGAAAAGGAUUAUACAGGUAUUCUUCCCAGCUUUGUGGAGAGCUGGUGGACAAAUGUGAACGACGGGAAGACUUCCGCUACGCUGACAAUCCCAGAGACGGAGUUUCCGGAAUCAGACCAGCAAUUCCGUUUGGGUUGUGUUCCCAACACGACAAACUCCGCGGCAUCCGCUCCUGCAGGGAAGUCUAGGAGUGACGGCUCACAGACGGUUGUGGCUAGGUCGCACUGCAAUGUGAUUGUGACUGUCAGGUCAGGAAGCUCUGCGUCGUCAACUGGUCAAAUGGUAGCUACAGUCUCGGGCACGGCCGCUUUGAUCGGGCUCCUCGCAGGCUCUUUGUAA